AAUUGUGUUAAUUAGAGCCAAAUUGGUCAAACUGAGACCACAUGGCCUGAGGAUCCAAUAGACUGGUCCUCUGUUAGGUGCAAAAUGCAUCUCUCUCUGCAAACUGGCUCUUUGUGCCACUUUCCAUGCCACCUCCCUCCCAUGGCCAUAAAUAUGCACCAUAGCAAGCACCCGGGGGUGCUUUCCGUGUGCACGUCUUGCUUAGUGAUCCGAGUGAAAUCCAGCCCUUUUUCCCAUGAACAGUGUCUGCUUUCCUGUCGACGCAGCUGCUCUUCACACAUACUCUCGUUAUAUUCCCUAGACACUCACACACGGAGGAGGGCAGAGUGAAAAGCAGGAACUGUUUCAGGUUCUGUAACUUAUGCUUCAGCCAUGAAGAGAAAGGAGCUGAUGAUCAUGCACGGUCUUCUGAUUCUUGGAUGGUUCAUAGCCUCUGCAGCAGGCCGCAUCCCACCACAGGAGAAGGCGGAGUCGGUGACGCCGAUCCCGACGCUGUCGCCACCGGAAGGCAACACAACGUUCAUCAACGGCGUGACGUGGUGCGUGGCCCGGCCGGGUGCCUCCCAGGAGGACCUCCAGAACGCGCUGGACUGGGCGUGCGGCCCCGGCGGCGCCGACUGCUCCCAGCUGCAGCCGGGCGGCCGGUGCUACCAGCCGAACACUCUCCUCACCCACGCCUCCUACGCCUUCAACAUCUUCUACCAGCAGAACGGCAACUCCGACAUCGCCUGCAACUUCGGCGGCGCCGGAGCCCUCGUCAAGCGGGAUCCAAGUUUCGGAUCAUGCAAGUUCCUGGCAUCUGAGACUUCUGCAGCAGCUUCCUCGGCGAUACUGGGAAGGGCGUGGACGGCCAUGGUCGCUGCAUCUCUAAUCGCGCUUCGGCUGAUAGUUUAGAAAUUCUCGGUUCGUGAUGUAGACACGGUCUGAUCAGGCACUGAUGCGAAAAAAAAAAUGUGAUGCGACGAAAUGUCAGUGUUAUGGUGGUUUCCUUCUGUGGUUCUUUAAGGAACGGUGCUACUUUUUCGUGUAUAAAUUUUGUUAACAUUCAUAUUAGUCUCAGGAUUUCUUGUAAA
Messenger RNA from Panicum hallii, 1073 nucleotides. RefSeq names its product major pollen allergen Ole e 10-like. The transcript has 4 exons. Lineage: Eukaryota; Viridiplantae; Streptophyta; Magnoliopsida; Poales; Poaceae. The record is from RefSeq and is a predicted model, not a curated record. Bases 373 to 894 code for a protein of 173 amino acids.